Stegodyphus dumicola is the source of this 2273-nucleotide messenger RNA. RefSeq lists its product as uncharacterized. The record is from RefSeq and is a predicted model, not a curated record. Lineage: Eukaryota; Metazoa; Arthropoda; Arachnida; Araneae; Eresidae.
AAGUAACAUUUUAUAAUUUAAACAUUUUAUGCUUUUAAAUUUCAUUUUCACAUGAAUUGAUUCCAUCAAUCGUGGUAGGUUUGUGCUUAGAAAGAGCUUUCAAAAAACCAGAAGAAUGCUAGUCUACAGGUGAAACUUCAGUUGACUUCUCAGGAAUCCGCCGAAAAGUUAUAUAUAUGGAAUACCCCCAUCAGUCUGAAUUUUUUCAAGGAAUAAAGCUGCCAAAGAUGUAACCUCAACCCUACAAGUAAUCAGAUUCAUCAAACGAAUGGGAUGACAGUCUUCUAGACAGAAAAAUCAGUCUUUCUUAAAUGCAUACAGUUUGGAGAAAAAGGCGGUAGUGACUGGAGAUGCAAGAGGACACAGAGGACCAAAAUGAUAGUGACAGCGUUGAUUCUGAGGUGGCCAUGUUUUCACAAAGCCCCAAUUUAGAAUUUUCAUUGACUAAUCAAGACCGCUUCGCUAAAGCAGCUCGGCAAGAAUAUGAAGCUAAUUUGGAUCAGAAAUUACAAGAACUGGGUCUGUAUGAGGAAGGCAUGACAAUACAUCAAAAAGAGGAGUUAUUGGCAGUUGUAGUUGUCUCUUGUGAAACUGCAGAGCAGGAGGAAACUAAAAGACAAAUACUUCAUGAGCUGUUAGAAGAUCCUGGUGAUAUAUGCAGAAAUGACAUGGAGUUUAGUUUUCAAGAAUCAGCUUGGCUUGUGAAUGAAGGCAGUUUGUUACACCCUACGAGUAUUGUUUGUCCCGAAACAUCUCUUUCCUCAAAUAUUUCAAGUGUAUAUUCAUGUUCUGCUGACUUUGAUGCAGCCCUAGAAGAAAAGCAUUUUAAUGAUCUACUGAAUUAUAAUUCUGUAGAUAAAUUCUUGGAAAGUUCUCCUCCUGAAAUUUUGGAAUGUUUAUCAGUCUCCAAAAAUACUUCUGAUCUGCAACAACCAUCUACUUCAAGCAUUCAAAGGAACGACAGAAUGUCCAUGAGAAGUAUUGGUUCUUUCACUAAUCCAGCAAAUGAAGAUCAAAGCUGCAUGAGGACUGGAGAAAUCAUUGAUAAGAAGAUUAUGUGCAAAGAGGAAAAAAUCCAGCUGGAAGAAAGCAUGUCUUUUUGGAAACCAUGCUUAUCACCAGAAGAAAAGUGUUUAUCUUCUUCGAGAUUUGAAUUGCGAGAGAAUCAAGAGGACUCAAAGUUUUCAUGUAAACCAGACUGCGGCAAAAAACACUUGGCUUAUCUUGAAGAUUUUGCAAAUGCAUUGAUUAAAAGGAAAAGAAAAUCUAAAAUUGUGCCUUUAAGUAAACCAUAUCUGUUGUCGCAUCGUGGAUUACAACCAAAGAAAGUAAAUAAAUUGGACAGUUAUGAUCAUAUGGUUGGUGUCCAUGAUGAAACGAACAUUGAUGAACUGCUUCAAGAGCUGAAUUAUAUACAGAAAAAUUCAUCCCAAAAUGAAUCCGUCUCAAGAAUUUCAGGAAGUGCCUUUAAAUGUGUUAGACCUGGCCCCUCUAGAAAAAUUAAUUGUUCAGCCCUUGCUUUAGAAAAUGAUACUGAUGGCAACAUAGAAUUCAGGACUACUCGAUCAGGUGCCAGGUACAGCUAUAAAAAACCACCUGACAAAUCCAUAUUCACAAAAAAGCAAAUAACUUCAACUGAAAUUAGUAAGAAAAAAGCAUCUCAAUUGAGCCUGCUAAGUAAAAAUGAAAUAGAGAAUCUGAUUUCUUUGCAAGAUUUCUUCCAAGACUCUCAAAAUAAUUCAGAUAUUAUUUGUGAGAAAUUGCCAGAGUUUAAUAAUCUAAGGCCUGAUGUUUUAAAACCUGUCUCUACAAUCCAUCCCAAGGCUUCCACUGGAAAUCAAAGGCUUCAAAACUGUUUACCUGAUUCUACAAGUGAACAGAGCUCUGCAAAUGUUGAUGCGAGUCAUUCGUCUGAACAUGAACAGCAUUUAGUGAGUUCUUCACUGAUAGAAUCUGAUUCUUCUGACAAUUCAGUGAUAGAUGUGGAAACCAUUGUAGAUGAUGAAAUCCAAAAGUUUGUCUUAAAAAGGAAAAUGUUACAGAAUCAUCAAAUUGGAAAUAAACCAAAGAAUUCAAGUUAUUCCAAAAGAAUGAAGAAAAACGGGGUAUAAUCAGUGCAAGAAAUUUUUUUUAACUAUGCAAUUUUAAAAGUUCUAACUGUAAAAAUAGCAAUGUACACUGCCCCCCCCCAAAAGGGGACAGUGCUAUAUCUCCCAUUCUACUGGGCCGAUUGACAAAAUUCAAACUGCAUUCUUCAUGUCUCAAAAGUGUGA